Messenger RNA from Pseudophryne corroboree (corroboree frog), 532 nucleotides. It is a transcript of the gene ATP5MK, whose product is annotated as ATP synthase membrane subunit k. Bases 118 to 294 code for a protein of 58 amino acids. The transcript is spliced from 4 exons. The record is from RefSeq and is a predicted model, not a curated record. Lineage: Eukaryota; Metazoa; Chordata; Amphibia; Anura; Myobatrachidae.
UUGAAAGCGAGAGGGCGGUACAGCGGACGAAGCAGUAGUGGUAGUAGGUAUCAGUGAAGGGCACGGACGGAGCACAUCGUCAUUAUCGCUGCAGCGGAGACAGACAGGUGAUAAGCCAUGGGAGGACACGAUUCUGGGUCACACCACCAAUUCACUGGUUUCCAGAAGUACUUCAAUGCGUACACCAUCACAGGAAGGAGAAAUUAUGUGCUGGCUACCUAUGGAACAAUAGCAGCGGUUAUCCUUUUCUUUAAAUUAAAACCUAAGAAACAAGCUGCAGUCACAGAAAAAUAAUGGAUCCUGGAUGUUGAGGCUGAAAUCAAAGCUGUAGAUCGAUCCCGUGCUGGACACUCACUGAUAUACCAUUAAAGACACAGAACUUAUACUUGUUUUCUUUUAUUUACAAAAUAUCAAGUUUAAAAAAAACUGUACAAAAAGUGGCAGCUACUGUACAUCCUGCCCAGCUGUUCAUGUUACACGUCAGCACAUUCUGUUAGAGGUAUAUGAUGAAAUAAAUGUCACAAGUAGGUUU